AUGUUCGUCUUUCAAUCAACUAUCUACUCGGCUGCAGGGGCCGUUGGUCAUGACAUCUCCUACAACAAGGUGUUCGUCGGUUCUGUCGAAUCGAGAAGCAUGAUGCUUGGUAUUCAAAGAUCACGCUUCAAGUGGACCAGUCAGAUGGCUAUCACUGGAAUGGGGCUUCCUUGCAUAAUGGCGCUGUGCACACGCUUCCCGCGACAGCAGCAGCGACGGCAGCAGUCCACACCGGAUUACCACCAAGCCAACGGCGGCCUAUCCACAAGUGCUGCGGGUGUGACAAUGGCGACGCGAGCUCCGCGUUCGAACGGCAUUCAUACUCAAUUGGGCGGCCCGGAGCUGAGCAAGAUGCAACGACCGAGAUCACCCUUGACUCUCAAUCAGCGAUCUAAUACCCACACUGGUCACGAGACGCCCGAUGCGCGCCCGUCAAGUGCACCCGGAGAUAAUCAGAAGCAGGAUGCGGGGCCUGGAGGCUUCGCGCACCAUCGCAACCCUGGACAAGGCAGCAACGGACAGCCGAGGCGACAGCAGCCCAAACCGCUGCUCCUCCGUACAAGGAGCGAGUUUGGCGUUCGACCGAACGAUUCUGAUCAGUCAGAUGAGGAAAUACCCCAAUGGGGCGCGAGGCAUGGCUUCGACGAGCUCUACGAAUCGCAGCAGUUCAUGGACAAGCUGGCCAAUAACUGGUACAUGUACUGGACCGACAAGCGCCACGAGUCGACGGGCAAGCCGAAGGCCUCGUCUCAUGAACUUCAGGACUGGCGCAUGCGCGACCGGCUCAAAACGGUGUCAGCUGCGCUUGCUGUGUGUUUAAACAUCUCUGUGGAACCGCCAGAUCAACUCAGAACGAACCCCGGGGCCAAGUUAGAGGCAUGGACGGACCCUUACCAUCCAGCACCCCAAAAGGCUUUGGAAAACAUAGGAAAACAACUCCAGAGCCAGUACGAAACACUCGCGAUCCGGACACGGUACAAGCAAUAUCUGGAUCCAUCGGUUGAGGAGACCAAAAAGUUCUGUGUAUCCUUACGAAGGAACGCCAAGGACGAGCGAGUUCUCCUCCACUACAACGGACACGGCGUACCCAAACCAACCGCGAGCGGAGAGAUCUGGGUCUUCAAUAAGAAUUACACCCAGUACAUCCCCGUCUCGUUGUAUGAUCUACAGCAUUGGCUGCAGGCGCCGACCAUUUUUGUUUGGGACUGCUCUGAAGCGGGCAAUAUUCUAAAUAACUACCACCGCUUUGUUGAGAAGCACGAACAAGAAGAAGAUGAGCAGGCUGCUCGGGACUCCAAUUACGAGAAGACGGCUUUUCAGCCAUACAUUCACCUCGCCGCCUGCGGUGUCAAAGAAAACCUGCCUACCAAUCCUCUCCUCCCUGCGGAUCUCUUCACGGCUUGCCUUACAACACCGAUUGAAAUGGCUCUGUGGUUCUUUGUGCUGCAGAAUCCGCUGAAGACCAACUGUACACCCGAGCAGGCAAAAAAGCUACCGGGUAGACUCCAAGAGCGUAGAACGCCUCUAGGGGAGCUGAACUGGAUCUUCACAGCCAUCACGGAUACAAUUGCAUGGACAACUCUACCUCGACAUCUUUUUAGGAAGUUUUUCCGGCAAGACCUCAUGGUAGCAGCUUUGUUCAGGAAUUUCCUGCUCGCGCAGAGAGUCAUGUCCGUCUACGGCUGCCAUCCCCAGUCAUUCCCCGAGCUUCCGGAUACCAAGCAGCACCCGCUCUGGGCGAGUUGGGAUCUUGCUGUCGACAUGGCGCUGGCGCAGCUUCCCAUGCUACAAAAGAAAGAGAACGAUGGUAUCGACUACGAGUAUCAAAACUCGACAUUCUUCACAGAGCAGUUGACAGCCUUCGAGGUUUACCUCGCAAGAGGUGACGCAAUGUCACAGAAGCCCCCAGAGCAGCUCCCCGUUGUCCUGCAGGUCUUGCUUAGCCAGCAACACAGGGUUCGGGCGUUGAUCCUUUUGGGCAGCUUUCUCGAUCUUGGCCCUUGGUCAGUGCAGUUGGCCUUGAGCAUCGGCAUCUUCCCAUACGUUCUGAAGCUGCUGCAGUCGGCUGCAGCCGAGCUAAAGCCUGUCAUGGUCUUUAUUUGGACUAGGAUUCUCGCAGUCGACAUCUCCUGCCAGCAGGAUCUCAUCAAGGAUAACGGCUACAACUAUUUUGCUGCUAUUUUGAAGCCUACUGAAGCCCUUCCUGUCUCGAACAGCGACGAGCACAAGGCGAUGUGCGCCUUCAUUCUUGCUAUGUUGUGCAGGGGCUACAAGCCUGGUCAACAUGUCUGCAACCAGACAGAUAUUAUGACAUACUGUCUUGCCCACCUACAGCACCAGGACAACCCCCUACUUCGGCAAUGGGCUUGUCUCUGCCUUAGCCAGCUAUGGAACGACCUCCCGGAGGCGAAGUGGCGCGGCAUCAGAGAGAACGCCCCGAGUCAGCUCUCCGUUCUUACCAAAGACCGCUGUCCCGAGGUCAGGGCUGCAAUGUUGCAUGCCAUGACCACAUUCAUCGGCAUCAUCGAUCUAACGGACGAGGUUGCGCGUGUCGAAGAAUCCAUCGCCUGGACGCUACUGGACAUGGCGAACGACGGAAGUCCAAUGGUUCGCCGUGAGUUCCUUGUCUUCUUGUCUCACUUUAUUCUUCGCUUCGAAAGCAAGUUCAUUGUCGCUGCUGUAGAGCAGCUGCAAGAAGAAAAGGAAUACCUUCUGUUUCCGCCAGAAAUCGACGGCUUGGAGAACAAGAUGGGUCUGCAUUACACCAGGCAGGAGAACCGCAAUGUUGAUGGAACCAUCAAGCCUUCAGCACAUGGUUUUGCACACAACACCGUCUUUGCCGCUUGUUGGAAGCAUGCUCUUAUGCUAAACGUUGAUCCUCACCCCGAGGUCCAGCGCGAUGCUACCACCAUUGUUGACUACAUGCAUAACGCGUUGCUCGCGUCACCUGUCGGUGAGCAUGCUCAAGCGUUGAUGGACGACAUUCGAAGAAGGGCGAAGCGCGCCUCUGCCAGAAGCCAGCACGCUGCUAAUAAUAGGCAUGGCGUUCUCGGUGCAUCACCAUCAUCCACAAACGCUCCACUGCCGUCCCCAGGACUCCUGCGUAGGACCGCGAGCUACCUGUUCACCGGCAUGUUUGGAGCGAACGGAGCAAUGGAACCCGGGAGAACCAUGAACCAAAGCAACCCCGUUCCUUCUUCGCCUGGCCUACCUCGGAGUGCCUCUCAAAAGUUCCGAGGACCUGAGCUGGCUUCCGCUCCUCCAGACCAGAUUGAUCAGACCAACUACUCCAAAUAUCACACAGCCAACGAGCCCGUAUCCGGCGGCUACGAAGAGCGCAGCGUGGGGGAAAUUUCGUCGCUCCCUCUUCGCAGCACCUUCCUAGAUUGGUCUGUAGAAUACUUCCGUGAGCCUCAGAUGAAGCCGAGUGAGUCGGAUGAGCCGGGAAGUACGGAGUACAACGAGCGCCUUUGGAGAAGGUCUCGCAAUGAGACGAUUCUCCAAGACACCCAGCCCCUGAAGCAGUAUGCCGGCAGCCACAAGUGGGACAAUCAGGUUCGACUUAUCAACAAUGGCGCCCAACCUGCCAAGAUGACUUUCCAUCAGUUCGAAGACCAGCUUGCGGUGGCAGAUAACGGCAACACUGUGUAUGUCUGGGAUUGGAAGAAGCAGUCACGUCUCAGCAAGUUCUCCAACGGCAACCCCGAGGGCUCCAAGAUCAGCGACAUGAAGUUCAUCAAUGAGGACGAUCAAGGUUUCCUUAUGACAGGAUCCUCUGAUGGUGUCAUCAGGGUGUACCGAAACUAUGAUUCAGACGACGCAGGUCGAACUAGCGUCGUCCAAGAGUCGAUGGUGAAGAAGUGGAAGGACGACACGGACAGGCAAUGGAUCAAGAGUGUCCACAUGCAACGUGGAGGUCAGAGAGAGCUCAUCAGCGCUAGCCGCAACGGCAAGGUAAAGCUAUGGGACAUACGCAUGGACAAGCCCCUUCACACGUUCCAAACGACGAAGGACCCACGAGAUACUGUGCGCACGGCCAGUACCCAUGAGCAUUUGCCCGUGUUUGCUGUCGGCACAUCGGCCCGACGAGUUCAGGUCUUCAACUUUGAUGGUCAGGAGCUAUCUGAGAUGGAGCCGUACUCCAGCUUCCUUCAACAGAAUCGAGGCCUUCCCAUCUCUGCUACAGCGUUCCAUCCUCACAGACCCAUUCUGGGAACUGCUGCUAGAGGCGAUCAUCAUAUCAAUCUCUUUACUUGCGAGAAUGCAGAGAUGCUACAGCCUCGCUCCUACUAA
This is a messenger RNA of Verticillium alfalfae VaMs.102, 4293 nucleotides long. RefSeq names its product WD repeat-containing protein mip1. The transcript has 7 exons. The record is from RefSeq and is a predicted model, not a curated record. Bases 1 to 4293 code for a protein of 1430 amino acids. Gene Ontology annotation, cellular component: TORC1 complex; cytoplasm. Gene Ontology annotation, molecular function: protein-macromolecule adaptor activity; protein binding. Gene Ontology annotation, biological process: cellular response to amino acid stimulus; regulation of autophagy; TOR signaling. Lineage: Eukaryota; Fungi; Ascomycota; Sordariomycetes; Glomerellales; Plectosphaerellaceae.